This is a messenger RNA of Chrysoperla carnea, 2521 nucleotides long. It is a transcript of the gene Pdk1, whose product is annotated as 3-phosphoinositide-dependent protein kinase 1. The transcript is spliced from 5 exons. Lineage: Eukaryota; Metazoa; Arthropoda; Insecta; Neuroptera; Chrysopidae. The record is from RefSeq and is a predicted model, not a curated record. The coding region runs from base 163 to 1905 and encodes 580 amino acids. Gene Ontology annotation, molecular function: protein serine/threonine kinase activity; ATP binding. Gene Ontology annotation, biological process: intracellular signal transduction; peptidyl-serine phosphorylation.
UUGUGAAUGCAAUAAUAUUCGUCAUUACAGUUUAUAAUUUUUUUAUUUAUAGUAAAAAUGUCAAUUAUUUAAUAAUAUUGAUACAACGUUAUAAAUUAGCUAGUGAUUAUUCAUUUUAAAUGUGUUAAAUAUUUAUUCGUUUUAUAAUAUUUUUAUGAAAAAAUGGCGGAUGGGGACAAUGAACUUACUGGUGCAGCAGUUGGUGUUUCCCAAAGUCCGUCAAAAAAGACAACAGAUAAUGACACAAAAUCGAAUAGCAGCACCAUCAAUAGUGCUCCUAUUGUGAUCACUAAUAACACGAACAAAAUUCUAGAACAAAAGUUGUCAGUUGAUAAAAUUAACAAUAUGACACCAACCCCCACCAAUCAUAUUAAUCGUACACCUAAACAACAAACAACUGAACUUCAACAACCACAACCAUCCGCAAAGAAGACUGCUAACGAUUUUAUAUUUGGUAAAACUUUAGGAGAUGGCAGUUUCAGCACUGUCUAUCUCGCUAAAGAAGUGCACACUAAAAAGGAAUUUGCAAUUAAAGUUUGUGAUAAAAGUCAUAUAAUUCGUGAAAAGAAACAACAAUAUAUACUUCGAGAAAAAGAGGCAUUAAAUAUGCUAGUAAAUGAUCCAUAUUUUGUAAAAUUAUAUUGUACAUUUCAUGAUGAUAGAAAAUUAUACUUUGUAUUAACUUACGCUAAAAAUGGAGACCUACUACAAUUAAUCAAACGAUUGGGAUCAUUAGAUAUGAAAUUAACUCAAUAUUACACAUGCGAAUUAGUAAUUGCAUUGGAAGCAUUAAAAGCAAAAGGAAUUAUACAUAGGGAUCUAAAACCUGAAAAUAUUUUAUUAGAUGAAAAUUUUAAUAUUUUAAUAACGGAUUUUGGAUCAACUAAAAUUUUGAAACAAGAACCAUUAAUCAAUAAUACAGAUCAAAGUCAAUCAGAACAAGUACCAAGACGUAGAAAUAGUUUUGUGGGAACUGCAAAUUAUGUUAGUCCAGAAUUAUUAACAGACAAGUUAACCACACACGCGUGUGAUUUAUGGGCAUUAGGCUGUGUCAUAUAUCAAAUGUUAACUGGAAAAUUAUGCUUUUUGGCGGGUAGUGAUCAUUUAAUAUUCAAUAAAAUAUUAAAUCGUCAAUAUGAGUAUCCGGAUAAUUUUUCAAAUGUUGCGAGUGAUUUAAUUGAUAAGUUAUUGGUUAUUGAAGCGGAUCAACGAUUAGGUGCAUCCGAUUCAGUACCAUAUGCAAGUAUACGAAAUCAUCCAUUUUUCGAUGAUGUUAUUUGGGAUAACAUUGGUGGAAUGCCACCAUCAGAUAGUUUAGAAAAGGUUAUUCUAGAUAAAAAUGAAGAAGGAGAUGAAAAAGACUGUUUUGAAAAGGCUGAACCUGGUUUAAAUAAUCGGCAAAUGGCAAGACUGGUUGGUUUAUCUAUGGAUAGUAGUGAGAGUACUCUAAUUUAUGAUGGUUCAGUGGAAUCAUUGAAUUUGGAUAAUAAUCAAACAAAAAAUGGUAAAGAAGAUAAACGUAAAAAUAUAGCGGAUUUAACACCUAUUCAAAUUGAAACUAGAUUAUCAAUGCAAAGGCGAAGUAGUAAAUAUCAUGAUUUAGUUGAAGGUAAUUUAAUUUUAAAACAAGGACUAUUGGAUAAGAAAAAAGGCAUACGACCGCGAAGGAGAAUGUUUUUACUUACAUUAGGGCCUCAUAUAUACUAUGUCGAUCCACAAACAAUGGUAUUAAAAGGUCAAAUACCCUGGACAGAAGAUUUACGAGUGGAAGUGAAGCAUUUUAGAAAAUUUGAUAUCGUCACGCCAAAUAGAACAUAUUUAUUAGAAGAUCCGGAAGGGUACGCGUUACAAUGGCAACAAGAUAUAGAAGAUGUACAUGAAUUUUAUUUUAACAAAAAACCGUAGAAAAAUUGUAUUUAUUUAUUUAAAUUAUUUUAUUCAAUUAAGUUAUAUUAUGUUUUUGUCGUUUAUUAUAUUAUAUAAUAAGGCUUGGUUUAAACUAAAGAAGAUAAAAUUGGCGCGUUUCUUUAAUUGCGCUAUUGAGUCUUUAUUGAGUCAAUAAAUAGUAAGUCUCAGAUUAUGCAACACAUAAUCCAGUAAACUGGCGAAAGCGAAAUGAUUUUAUGAUAAAUAGUUUGUAUUUCACGUUUUAUAUAUAGAUAGAUAUUGAGUUUUAAGGACUCAUUCACAAAAAAUUCUUAAUCGUAUUUAGGAAAAAAUAGACCAAAAAAAUAGACCCGGCAAAAAAAGACCGAAAUAAUUUCUGUAAUAGUAUCACAUUUUUGAACGCAAAGGCUUGAAACUUCAGAACCCAACCAACUUCUCUAUAAUCGACAAACUGGACCCAAUCAAUUCGUAAUUACAACAAUAUUUCAGAUCUUUAAAAUUUUCGGUCUAUUUUUUACGAUUACCCCAUUAAUCUCCUAAGGGCUUUUUGUGGAUCACAUCCUUUUUAUUUAUUGCACUUUAAUUUUUUUUAAUUUUUUUUUUAAGUUUUUAUUUGAUCAUGACAAUUCUAAAA